UUUGCACAGAUGAAAUUUUUUGCGCACAUGGCCUGUCAAAAAUUAGAGGGAGCAUUGCUGUUAACCUGAAUCUACCCCACAUGGAGGUCACAGGGUGUAAUGGAGGGAGGUGGAGAAUGUUAGAGCUAACAUACUUUCUCCUGAGUGUACCCUAUUUUCUCUUUGUUAGUGUAGGUGGAGGGUGGUUAUUGAGAGAGAUUUCUUCAGGUGAAGGAGAUGGGCUUCUACAUCAGCUCGUUGUCCAGAGCAGCCUGUGGCAAAGCACACCUGGACUCCCAGUCACCCCCAAGACAUUAUCAGGUGGCUCCAAGCUACAAUUACAGAUGGACAGAUCUUCACUACGAGGCUAGCAGGGGCAACGUGGAGAAACUGCAACAACUCCUAGUGACCUCAGACAGGGAGCUAGUUGACAGGAAGGAUUACUAUAGCAAGACUCUACUCUACUGGGCUGCAUAUAAAGGGCAGAAGCUUUCCAUGGAAUUACUGCUACAACAUGGAGCCAGCGUGAACAUUUGCUGUAAACAUGGAGGAACGCCCCUUCAUGCAGCCAUUGGCCUCUUCCCAGACUGCACUCUGCUGCUGAUACAGGUAAGGUGUUUUGAAUCCACUGCCACCUGUUCACCAUGUGAUGUAGCACCUGUUGCGAUUCUCAGAAUGUCUCUGAACUCAAAUGUGGAAAAUAUUCUAACUGGGCAACACCUAAACCAGCCCAAUUCAAGGCCCCUGUUGUGCAAAAGGGGCUACUAAUAAUAGGAUAACUGGGGAGUGACUCCCGUGUACCUGGCAGCUUGCAGUGGGCAGAUAGAGUGUAUCUGGCUUCUGGUGCAGGCUGGCGCUGACAUCACUUACAAGAAUAAGAAGACAGGAGCCCCCCCAAGCGUCUGGUCUCACAAACUGCACUGAUAUCCUGGAUUGAAUCCUGCUGCCGGCAGCUGCACUCCCUGAAACACCUCAGCCACCUGCGUAUCCGAACUGCCCUUGGGCAUCAGAGGCUUGAAGCCAUUGGGGGAUUUGACCUCUCCCCCCCCCCCCCCGAAGCGCUUAUGUACGAGGACCUUGUUCUGCAGGAGGGCCUGUAGCUGUGAAAAGUCUGGCCAGUCUAUACCUGUACCCUCAAAGACAAGGUGACAGUGGGAGAGGAGCUGACAUUGUUUCAUCUUUUCAGUCUUCAGCUCCUCAAAGCCACAAGAGAUAUGGAUUUUGUGUUAUCUUACCUUUCUGUAGCCUAAUCUGAGCCCCGUUCUGGAAUGUGUCAGAGGCUGCUGUCCGUGGAGACUGUUGGUGACUCUUACUUUGUAACAUGCCUGUAGCUCCAGGGUGCAUUCUGAGGAGAGCAAAGCUCUGUCUCCUGCCCUGAAGAGCUUGCUAGGUAACGUGCUACAGCAGGAAUCAGAGAGCUGGUCUUGGCCAGGAGGAGAGAAGAGGUUCCUCUCCCUCCGUUUCUUGUUCAGGAGUAAAAUGCUGAAGAUCGUGCUGUGUCUGCUCGAAGUGUCAGAUCCCUCCACCGGCUCAUCCUGAGGACUGCAGCAAGCCUCUGGCAUGGAGGAGUGGGGAUGCCAGGAGGACCCUGCAGAGUACUGUGCCGGAGGCUACUACCCUGUGCAGAAGGGAGACACAUUCAGUGGAAGAUACCAGGUGGUGCACAAGCUGGGCUUUGGCUACUUCUCUACAGUCUGGUUGUGCAAGGACAUGGUAGAGAAGCGGCGUGUAGCUGUGAAGGUGGCCAAGGGUGGGGAGAGCUUUGCUGAGGCUGCCCAGGAUGAAAUCUCUCUCCUCCAGUGUGUGAGCAGCAUGAAGAAGAAGGACGGGGCAGGGAAGAAUAUUAUCCAUUGUUUAGAUGACUUUAAAAUGAUUGGAGCAAAUGGCUUCCAUGUGUGCUUGGUAUUUGAGUUGCUGGGCCCUUCUCUGCGGUGUCUGAUGAGGAGCCAUGGAGCCCAGGGUCUCCCCUUGCCCUUUGUGAAAAAAGCCCUACAGCAGGUACUGGCAGGGCUGCAGUUCCUGCAUACCAAUUGUCGGAUUAUCCACACAGACAUCAAGCCAGAGAACAUCUUGCUGCAGGUGGAUGAGGAGAGUCUCCAGAAGUUUCUGCAUGACACAGCUGCCUGGAGCCAAAGCAUAAAUCUGGGCCUAAAGAAACAAGGAAUUCUUGCCAAUCAAUUGGAUCAUUGCAAUAUAAUGAAAAUGGGAGUGAAAAUUGCAGACCUAGGCAGCGCAUGCUGGACCUACAAGCCCCUUUCCAAAGAGAUCCAGACCCAGCCAUACCGAGCCCUGGAAGUUCUUCUUGGGUUAGAUUACAGCACUCCUGCAGAUAUCUGGAGCACAGCCUGCCUGGCAUUUGAAAUGGUGACUGGCAACCUCCUUUUUGAACCCCAGGCUGGGAAAUAUUUCUCCAGAGAUGAUGAUCAUGUUGCUCGUAUCAUUGAACUCCUGGGAAGAAUUCCUCCUAAAAUUGUUUUCUCCUGGAAACAGUCAUCAAAAUUCUUCAGUGGACAAGGUGCUCUCCUACGGAUUUCCAGGCUUUUCCCCUGCAGUCUGUACAACACCCUAAUGGACAGAUACAACUGGACAAAGCAUGAGGCUGCUCCAUUUACGAGCUUCCUUCUGCCAAUGCUGGAAUACAUACCAGCCAAACGGACAACAGCAGUGAAAUGCCUUCAACAUCCAUGGCUGAGUAACCAGUAUCCAGAUCAGCCUUGUGACUCUUUCUCUGGAGAUGGAACACAGAAAAUAAGUUUAUUCCACAGGACAUAGAACUAUACCAGAUGGCAAAUCUGUUGAAGAUGUAGGUCAUAGAAUUCAUAGUGGAAUUCAAGCAUUGGCAGCCUUUCUCUCUCCCACUGUGUUCCUGUCCUUCACCAGACUCCAUUUCCCUAACACCAUAAUCCAAGCAGCCUGAUUGAGUCUCACUCUCUUUCCUCAGCUGCUUGUCAUCUGUUCCUAUGGAACCAUCUCCUCUGUUCCUGAACCUAGGUGCUUUUACUCCGUUACUUUCCCAUUUAUUGCCACAUCUAUGCACCUGCCACUACUGUGUCUAUGGAGAUGGCACAACUCAACUUCCAUAUUGGUUUCUGCAGAAGCUAGACUUCCAUUAAAAGAAAAGUUAGGUUUCUAGUCCACUGUGCAGAGAUCUCUAGCCUGCUGUCUGCUGAAUGUAGAAAGACGCAAAUAGCUAAUGCUGUAGCCUUCUCCCUCAGCAGGUAUAGAAGAGCUAAGCACACUGGAACCAUUGUAGUUUCUCUGAAUCAGAGUACAAGCAGUGUGAGGAGGCUCCAUAAAGGGGGUUCCUGGUCCGACAGUGGUACUGCUGGAAGCAGAUCUUUAGGCCUAGCCCCUUAACCAAGUAGGGAAUGUUCAUGGGCUCCAUCAGUUACUCUAGAUUUGGAGAAGCUGCCAGGCUUUGGGAAGGAUUUCUUUCCCCUCAGAUCUUAAAUUCUGUGAGAAAAGUCCCUUUGCUUGACUUUUGCCUGGGGCAGGAAUGAGGAAGAGAGGGGACCCGCAAGUCUUUUAAUGUGAACUAUCUAGUACAGCAGUUCUCAAACUGGAGUCUGUGAGUCAUGUCCAGGACCGCCAGCCCUGCCAAUCAACUCCUCCCCAUUCCUCCCAGUACCUCCUGCAGGCCCCAGAACAGCUGUUCAGUGGUGUGCAGGAGGUGCUGGGAGGGAAGAGGAGGGGCGGGGGUGAGAAGAUUGGGGAG
Molecule: messenger RNA, 3694 nt
Organism: Dermochelys coriacea (leatherback sea turtle)
Lineage: Eukaryota; Metazoa; Chordata; Testudines; Dermochelyidae
Product: SRSF protein kinase 1-like
Exons: 15
Coding region: 1540-2751 (403 amino acids)
Biological process (GO): protein phosphorylation; regulation of mRNA processing; spliceosomal complex assembly
Molecular function (GO): protein kinase activity; ATP binding
Source: RefSeq, a predicted model, not a curated record